Messenger RNA from Bufo gargarizans (Asiatic toad), 7581 nucleotides. RefSeq lists its product as uncharacterized. Gene Ontology annotation, molecular function: nucleic acid binding. Lineage: Eukaryota; Metazoa; Chordata; Amphibia; Anura; Bufonidae. The record is from RefSeq and is a predicted model, not a curated record. The transcript has 7 exons. Bases 80 to 6385 code for a protein of 2101 amino acids. Gene Ontology annotation, biological process: DNA integration.
CAGCACAGCUUGUUACAGCUCCUCACAGUAUACAGACACUCUUCACUGCUACAGUCAAGCCUGUGUACUGCAGGCCAUCAUGAGUGGAAAGGGCUCAGUGUGUGAUGAAACACCACAGCAUGCUUCACACAGAGAAAGUCAGGAUGAGGACCCAGAGUUCACUGCAUCGACCAAACGCUCUGUGAAACCCACUUGGAAGGUUAAAGAGAACUAUGAAUCCAUGAGAACUGAACUAGCAACCAGUUUGAAGCAGAUUUGGGAUAAAAUCCUCACCCACAUUGAUGUGAUUUCAUGUCCCAGCCAUGAGGUACUGCAACUAGAGGGCGCCAUAAAGCAUCUCUCUGCUUCAUACGAACUGUACCAGACUACAAGCAACAAAUAUAAAACUAUUCUGCAAAGCAUCAACACUGAGGAGUCCUUAGAGCAACUUAACAAUGCCCAGCUUCUUAAUGAGGAAAGAGAAAGCUUUAUCCAGCGAACUAAAGCAAAGGCAGAAGCAAAAUUAAUGCUGCCACGGGACACUGUAUCUCACAAAUCUGUAUCCACCAGACGUUCUAAAGGUUCCUCUAGAUCCCGAAGUUCAAAGCACUCAACGCUUAGUGAACAGCUAAUGAAUGCCCGCGCCGAAGCAGAGGCUAUCAAGGUACGGGCCGCAUAUGCAAAAAAAAGAGCAGAUAUGGAGACCGAGGUUGCAGUAAUGGAAGCCGAGGCAGCGCAUCAAAAGGCAGCAAUAGAAGCUCAAACGGCACGUCAAAGGGCAGCAAUUGAAGCUUUAAAGGAACAGAGCAACUACGAGGCAGCUGCAGCAAAACUAAAGGUUUUGGAACAAGCUAUCGGUGCAGAUGAAAAUGCUAGCGAAAGGGUCAGCGUCAAGGCAGAUGUAGCAGAUCCUUUUGAACGCACUAAGAACUAUGUUCUAAACCACAGCAGUGAACACUCAAUUACCUCCACGUUUCACGGCAACGCAAGGACUUCACCACAUCAUCAGGUAAAAGCCGUUCCAGCCACUUCCUACAUGCAAACCCACCCCAGUGCAGCUCCCGACUGUCAUGCUGAUCCCGCAUAUGUCACAAAACGGCACACUAAGCCGCAAGCAAGUCGCCAGCCUCCUGCUAACAGUACUGUUCCAGACCUUCACCCAACAAUUCAGCUGAAUGCCCUUGCUGCACCAUAUCUUCCCACGUCUCUUUGCAACGAUACCAUAAACAAUGCGAUCCACAACAAUCAACCAGCAACCUCCUAUGUAAAGUCAGAGGCAACCGAUACAACAGAGGUAGUAAAGUACUUACUUCGACAUGAGCUCGCCAAGUCAGGCCUAGUAAACUUCGACGACCAUCCUGAAAAUUAUAGAAGCUGGAAAGCCGCUUUCAAAACUACAUUAGGCGGUAUCGGUUUUACUGCCGAUCGUGAGCUGGAUCUGCUGAUCGGGUUGCUUGGCCCACAGUCAACAGAACGUGUCAAGAGCCUCAGGUCAGUUUACAUCGACAAUCCAACUGCAGGUCUCACCGCAGCAUGGGAGCGUCUAGAACAGACUUACGGUAGUCCUGAAGCCAUAGAGAAUGCAUUGCUCAAACGAUUGGAAAAUUUCCCAAGGAUAUCUGGUAAGGACAAUAUAGAGUUCCAGAGACUCAGCGACCUUCUUCUCGAAGUCCAGCUUGCCAAAACUGACCCUAAGCUACCUGGCCUCAGUUACCUGGACACUGCUCGAGGAGUUAACCCUAUCAUUUGCAAGCUUCCGCAUGGCCUACAAGAUAAGUGGAUCCAAGUUGGGUCAUCAUACAAACGGGAAAACAAGGUUUCCUUUCCCCCGUUCUCCUACUUCUGCAAUUUCGUCAGGAACAUUGCUGACACCAAGAACGAUCCUAGUUUUGCAUUCAACGAGUUCAAUACUCCCUCACCUAAAGGUGACAACCUACAUACUAGCUACAGGAACCGCAGAGGUCCCGUGUCCGUUAGGAAGACAGACAUUAUUCCCACUCCCGCCCCAAACAAGAGCGGCAAGAUCGAAAACCCAAACCGAUUAUGUCCCAUCCACAAGAAGCCUCAUCCCCUCAAAAAAUGUAUCGGUUUCAGAAAGAAGCCCCUACAAGAACGAAAGGAACUCCUAAAGACUUUUGGGGUAUGUUAUAGAUGCUGUGCUUCCACCGAUCACUUUGCCAAGGAAUGUAAAACUCCUAUCAAGUGCAUAGAGUGCGGUUCCGAGGACCAUGUGCAAGCACUCCAUCCCCUUGAGUCCAAUCCUUCACAACAUGCAGACCUUCCUCCUGGGCAGAACCACAGCGGGAAGAGUACAGAUCACGUACCUAAUUCCACCAUGGUAUUUUCUUCGUGCACUGAAGUCUGUGGGGAAGACCACUGUGACAAAUCUUGCGCUAAAAUAUGCCUAGUGAAUAUUCAUCACAAGGAUCAGCCAGAAAAGACUUUAAGGGUGUAUGCUAUCUUAGACGAUCAAAGCAAUCGAUCGCUUGCACGAUCCGAACUGUUCGAUCUAUUUUGCACAAAAGGAGAGGUUCACCCUUACACCUUAGGCACUUGUAGUGGAACUACAGAGGUUUUUGGAAGAAGGGCUCAUGGAUUUAUUGUGUCCUCCCUAGAAAAUAACCUACAAUUACCCUUACCUACACUUGUAGAGUGUAACCAGAUACCAGCCAACAAAGAAGAAAUACCUACACCAGAAGUUGCCUUCUACCACCCUCAUCUAAGGUCAAUAGCCAGUGAAAUCCCACCACUUGACAAAGAUGCUAAAAUCCUUCUUCUGCUGGGAAGAGAUAUUCUAAGGAUCCACAAGGUACACAGGCAGGUCAGCGGACCUCCAGAGGCCCCAUUCGCCCAGUACCUGGACUUAGGCUGGGUCAUCAUAGGCAACGUCUGUAUAGGCAAAAUGAAAAGGCCUACUAACAUUUCUUCAUUCAAGACAAAUGUAUUGCCAAAUGGUCGUAAUACUCACUUUGAGCCAUGCCCACAUCACUACUGGGUGAAGGAGAAGGUAACUAGCUGCAAGUUGCAACAUCGCAACACAAACCUUUCCCCCACCUACGAUGACAGCUUUGGUUCUACAGUUUUCAAUGUAAGCAGUGAAGACGACAAGUUGGCUCCUUCGGCAGAAGACAAAGAAUUCCUUAAAGUAAUGGACAAUGAGUUCUUUCAGGAAGAUUCCAAUAGCUGGGUAGCACCCCUACCCUUUCGCCUCCCGAGAGAGAAGCUACCAAACAAUCUACAUCAAGCAGUCAAAAGAUUCUCCUCCUUAAAGCGUACCUUAAGCAGGAAGCCAGAGAUGGAAAGACAUUUUGUGGACUUCAUACAGAAUAUCUUUGACAGGGGUCAUGCCGAACCCGCACCCCCAUUGAAAGAAGGAGAAGAAUGCUGGUACCUCCCUUCCUUCGGUGUGUAUCACCCACGAAAGCCAGACCAAAUCAGAGUUGUCUUUGACUCCAGUGCCCAACAUGAAGGCUUCUCACUUAACGACAUGCUCCUCACAGGGCCUAACUUGAACAACAACCUCAUUGGAGUCCUAAUUCACUUUCGUCAAGAACCUGUAGCGGUGAUGGCCGACAUUCAACAAAUGUUCCACUGCUUCAUCGUCAAGGAAGAUAACAGGAAUUACCUCAGGUUUCUAUGGCACAAGGACAACGACAUCAACAAAGAGGUAAUUGAUUACCGAAUGAGGGUACAUGUCUUUGGGAACAGCCCUUCCCCAGCUGUAGCAAUCUAUGGACUAAAAAAGACAGCUCAGCUUGGAGAAGCUGAGUAUGGAUCCGAUGCUCGUCAAUUUGUUGAAAGGAACUUUUACGUAGAUGACGGGCUCAAAUCCUUUCCUACUGCUAAAGAAGCAAUUAAUCUUCUUACCAGAACAAAAGAGAUGCUAGCUGUAGCAAACUUGAGACUUCACAAAAUUAUAUCUAACAGCCAAGAGCUAAUGAAUGCAUUUCACCCUGAGGACUAUGCUGCCAGUGUGAAAGACCUUGACCUUGGGUCAGACGCACCCCCUAUGCAGAGAAGUCUAGGUCUGCUGUGGAACAUCAAAGUAGACACAUUCGCCUUCCAGGUGUCAACCUGUGACAAACCCUUCACCAAGAGAGGAGUCUUGUCCGUAGUGAACAGCAUCUACGACCCACUGGGAUUUAUAGCCCCAGUCACCAUCCAAGGUAAGAUGUUAUUAAGACAGCUUACUACUGAUAACAUAGAUUGGGACACUCCGUUACCUAUUGAGAAACAACGAAGAUGGGAGAAAUGGAGAGGUUCUCUGAAGACAUUAGAACAGUUCCAAAUUCCACGUUGCUAUGCCCCAGUCUCCAUCUCAGCCGCUGUCCAGAGGGAAAUCCAUAUUUUCUCUGAUGCAUCAGUUGAAGCUAUAGCUGCAGUGGCCUAUUUGAAGACCUCAGGAGUUAAUGGAGACAUACACUGCAACUUUGUUCUAGGCAAGACAAAGCUAACACCAAAACCCGCACAUACCAUACCCAGACUUGAACUUUGUGCAGCUGUGCUAGCAGUGGAAAUAGCUGAAGUCAUAAAGAGUGAAAUGGACAUUAACAUUGAUUCCUUCACAUUUUACACAGACAGCAAGAUAGUGCUUGGUUACAUUUACAACCAAACUAAACAAUUUUACGUGUACGUCAGCAAUAGAGUAGAACGUAUCAGAAGGUUCUCCUUGCCAAAGCAAUGGCAUCAUAUUCCCACUGACCUUAAUCCUGCCGAUUGUGGGACAAGAGCUAUAUCUCCAGUAGCUCUCCUCGACUGCUUGUGGCUGUCGCCUCCAAGAUUUCUUUCUGAAAACUCCUACUCAAUUCCCACGGACACUACCUAUGAACUGGUACAUCCUGACGAUGAUAAAGAAAUCAGGUCUAUGUACACCACACUGUGUACCUCUGCGAGUUCAGAACAAAAACUAAAGUCGCAUCGUUUUGAACGUUUCUCAACCUGGUCAUCAGCUGUUAGGACCGUUGCUUAUUUGAUACACAUUGCCCAUUGUUUUAAAUGGAGCUCAACUUCAGAAUGUCAUGGCUGGCAUAUCUGUACCAACCUCCCUACUGCAACGGAAAUUGAAAAGGCGGAAAGGGUAAUCAUUCGCUGUGUACAACAAGAAGUGUACAGGGAAGAGUUGCACAGAUUCAAAGGUGGAAUACCUCUAUCAAAGGGUAGUUCACUAUUUAAUCUGAACCCUGUAGUCGAUGACAAUCAGUUGCUACGAGUUGGAGGCCGAAUAGAGAAAUCUGACCUGUGCAGCAAGGAACAAAACCCCGUCAUCAUACCAGGUCAGCACCACAUUGCCACUCUUCUAAUACGGCACCAUCACGAACUAAUACAGCACCAAGGCCGACAAUUUACAGAAGGUGCUAUCAGGUCAGCUGGCUUGUGGAUUGUUGGAAUGAAGAGAUGUGUUUCUUCCCUGCUUUUUAAAUGCGUCAAGUGUCGCAAGUUAAGAGGUAGACACCAACUACAACAAAUGGCAAGCCUGCCAUUUGAUCGCCUGAGUACAGACCCACCUUUCACCUACGUUGGAGUUGAUGUAUUUGGUCCAUGGACUGUGGUAACUCGUAGGACUCGCGGUGGAGCAGCCAAUAGCAAGAGGUGGGCCGUGUUGUUUACCUGUCUCAGCGUACGAGCUGUACAUAUCGAGGUGAUCGAGUCAAUGGAUUCGUCUUGUUUCAUCAACGCUUUACGAAGAUUCUUCUCCAUCCGAGGACCUGUCAAACAACUAAGAUCCGACUGUGGUACCAACUUCGUUGGAGCCUGUAAAGAACUUCAACUAGACAAUUUCUUAGCAAACAAUGGAUGUACUUGGCUGUUUAAUUCACCACAUUCUUCGCAUAUGGGAGGAUCCUGGGAGCGAAUGAUUGGAAUCGCUCGAAGAAUUCUCGAUUCCAUGUUGCAGGACCACAAGUCUUCACUAUUGACUCACGAGACUUUGAGUACCUUUCUCUCAGAAGUAUCCGCCAUCAUUAAUGCAAGGCCUCUAGUACCAGUAUCUUCCGAUCCUGAUGCUCCAAUGAUCCUUACCCCAGCCACACUCCUUACUCAUAAGGUUGGAACUACCGUGAUAUCUUCUGCCGAGAUUGACCCGAAGGAUAUCUAUAGGCGUCAAUGGAAACGGGUGCAACACCUAGCCAAUGUGUUUUGGCACCGCUGGAGAAUGGAGUACCUGCAUACCCUUCAAAGCCGUUCCAAAUGGCAAACACCCAAGCCUAACCUCAAAGUAGGAGACCUUGUUCUUCUGAAAGAUAGAGAAGUCUGUCGCAAUGAGUGGCCUAUGGGUCUUGUAACAGGCGUAAUGCCCAGCGAUGACGGAAAGGUUCGAAAGGUUGAAGUUAAGAUAACUAAAGGAGGUUCUGCUCGGACUUUCUCACGACCAAUCACGGAAUUGGUGCUUCUUCUCCCAAGUGAGUGACUUAGGCAGGAGUACCGGCUAUACCUGUUAUGGCGGGGAGAAUAUCACUAUUGACUGUGCUACUGUUGAAGUCCCACCAUUACAAACGAUAGACCGCAGGACUCAAGCCAUCUGUUUUUUUGGACGUCAUGUUUCAUUGUUCAUUUACUGCAUACCUUCUUGUGUUUGCGGGUAUCUCGUAUCUAUGGUUUACACACCAGUUUUACCUUUAACGUUUCUUCCCCUACAGGUUCAAGUUGGACUUAUCUUUAUAUAUGUAAUAGACUUUGAAAUCUAAAGAUUUCAGGCGGGGAGUGUCAUGUUACAUGAUAUUAUUUUUUAUUAUGUACUGUCUCUUUAAUGCCUAUCUAGUUUGUCUCUUGUGGCAUUCCUUAGUUUGCAUGCUGCUCAGUCUCCUCCCCCUCUUUGCUGUAUCAGCCAUUUUAAUGCUGUAAUUCAUCUGACCUGUGUCUAUUCUCUAUACCUGCAUGGAAGAAUCGUUCUUUUACCUGUUGUAACUUGCAUUCUACGGAUCAUACGACGAAUAAACAUCGCCAGAUCUUCUUUCAUAUUCUGCGGAGGCCAGAAAAAGAGACUGAUUCCAAUCAAAGAAGACGUAACCUUUGAUUCACCCUGAGAAGUCGCUCUGGAUCGAGCAGUUGAGAAUAGCAGUGAAAGGGACAAGGCAAGAGGAGCUGAAGAAACCCAACAAGAACAAGCUGAUGCUGAUGUCAACAUGGGAGGAACCCAGCCAUCUCUAUAUUGGAUCACAUAUCCACUUCAGAACAAGAGCAAAAAUAUCUUGCCUUCCUCCAUGUUAUGGUCUUAUCGUGGGUUGACUCCAUACAGCAGGCCAAUCCCAUCAAGAACAUUACAGACUGAGGUGGUUAAAGCUCAUCUCAUUUCUCCAUAUUCUUUGGUCAUUUAGUUCCCCUCAAGGGGAUCUCGGUUGACAUCCAGGUGAAAAGUUUUGUGGCUGAUGCGUCUGCUACUCUCAUGUACAAGAAUGAGGAGGAGAAGCUAGUGGAAGCAGUCUUUGUAUUACCCAUGGAUGAAGACUCUGCAGUCUAAACAUUUGAGGCCAAAGUGGAUGGAAAGACCAGCACUGUGGAAAAGGUUAAUGGAUACCGAGAGGCUUUUGGGACUUUCUACCAGGGCUGUGGAGUCGGAGUCGGAGUCGAGGAGUCGGAGUCGGAGUCAAUUUUGGGUACCUGGAG